AUGUCUCUUUACGAUGUAUUGGGAGUUGACUCUUCAGCGUCUUCUGGUGAGAUUCGUCGCGCGUAUAGGAAGCUAGCGCUUCAGUUCCAUCCCGACAAGGUUGCCGAGGACGAGCGGGAGACGGCUGAGAUCAAGUUCAAGGAAAUAAGUGGUGCUUACGAAGUAUUGAUAGACGAGGAGAAGCGCAAUGCUUACGACCUCUAUGGUACUACUGAUGGGACUGCGAACGGGUAUGAGCAGUAUGAUUCUGGUUUUGCCAACGCUGCGUUUGGGGAAGCAGACUUUGAGUUCAACCCACAAGAUUUUGCCAGUUUUUUCAAUGGCAUGGGUGGUUCGAGCGGCAGACCGCGGAAAACCAAGACAGACAACGCUGUUUUGGAGGUCGAGCUCACUCUGGAGGACCUGUACAAUGGCAAAGUGAUCAAAUCUACGUCCAAGAGAAAUAAGAUCUGCAAACACUGCAAGGGCAGUGGAGCACGCAAGUCUGCCGUUCCUGUUCAAUGUUCCACCUGUCAUGGUGAAGGAUACGUGAUGAAGAUACGCCAGCUUGCACCGGGGCUGGUGACACAGCAAGCUGUUCCGUGCUGGCGAUGCAAAGGAAAACGCACAAUGUUCCGAGAUAAAGAUAGCUGCAGAAAGUGUAAAGGCAAGUGUGUGGUCGAGGAGACCAAGGUUCUGGAGUUUGUGGUGCCUCGGGGUGCUCCUGCUUCCGGAACGGUGACGCUGGCAGGCGAGGCGGACGAAGAGCCGGAUCUGAAGCCAGGUGACGUGAUACUUAAGUACACCACCAAGAAACACCCCAUUUUCGAAAGACACGGGUCGAGUCUUUACACCAAGGUCAAGGUUGCACUUGUGGACGCGCUGUGUGGAUUUGAGGGCCGUCGACUGGUGAAAACAUUGGACAACCGGUGGGUGUCGAUCUCGGUGCCGGCCGGAAAAGUUUUGCGGCCUGGCGACUCAAUAGUGGUGCCCAACGAGGGAAUGCCACUGGAGGGGAGCUCCAACAGGAACGGCGACCUGUACAUCGGGGUGGACAUCGAGUUCCCGAAAGACAACUGGUUUUUGGAGAAAAACGAUCUCACCAAACUUAAGUCUGUUCUAGACAUAUCAUACGGCAACCACCAGAAUGGCGAAGAGAACGGAGAUAUUAUUACGAACGUGGAAUUUAAAAUACAAUCGAAAGACGAGCUGCCCAAAUCGUUCAACUCCUACUUCAACGACACAGAUGUCACCAAAAUCGGAGUGGAGGAACCGGAACAGCGGAAAGGGUGGUUCAGCUGGUUUGGUUGA
This is a messenger RNA of Ogataea philodendri, 1290 nucleotides long. RefSeq lists its product as uncharacterized. Lineage: Eukaryota; Fungi; Ascomycota; Pichiomycetes; Pichiales; Pichiaceae. The record is from RefSeq and is a predicted model, not a curated record. The coding region runs from base 1 to 1290 and encodes 429 amino acids. The transcript has a single exon. Gene Ontology annotation, cellular component: cytoplasm. Gene Ontology annotation, biological process: protein refolding. Gene Ontology annotation, molecular function: Hsp70 protein binding.